GAGGAGAGCGGGGGUCACGGAGGGAGGCUGAGGAGAAAGUGAAGGUGACGUGCGGCGGCUCCUCCUCACACAGCCCGGGGAGGGAGCGGAGUUGGGCAAGUGUCAGAGUGCUGCUCCCUGCAGGGAUCCGCAAGGACGCACAGGCUGCACCGGACUCCUGCACCUCACUGCCCGCCACACUUGGCCCAGCACGGACUCCUACUGGACCUCUCCUCCCUCACCUAGCCAUGGAAGUAGCUGUAAAGUUUAUGGUCGCCUGCUCCCUGUGCCUGUAUGCUGCCGGGGACUAUGAUGGAAGGUGGCCCACACAAGUUGCCUCUUCUACAGGACUCUGCCGAUACGGCAACAGGAUUGAUUGCUGCUGGGGAUGGGCACGACAGUCAUGGGGCCAAUGUCAACCUUUCUACUACGUCUUAAGGCAGAGAAUAGCCAGCGUAAGGUGCCGUACACAAGCCGUUUGCCAGCCAGGAUGCAAACAUGGGGAGUGUAUAGGCCCCAAUAAGUGCAAAUGUCACCCUGGAUACACUGGAAAAACCUGCAAUCAAGAUGAAAGCCUAUUGACCAUCCAGCCUGACUGGUACCAUGAAGUGCCUGUUUUCUAUCCUGUGGAUUAUCCGACAGAGUUCCCUCCCGGGGAUCUAAAUGAAUGUGGACUGAAGCCUCGACCUUGCAAGUACCGCUGCAUGAACACGUAUGGGAGCUACAAGUGCUAUUGUCUGAAUGGAUACAUGAUGAUGCCCGAUGGAACAUGUUCAAAUGCACUUACCUGCUCCAUGGCAAAUUGCCAAUAUGGAUGUGACAUUGUAAAAGGAGAGGUCCGAUGUCGCUGUCCUUCUAAUGGUUUGCAGUUAGGACCAGAUGGCAGAACUUGCGUGGAUGUUGAUGAGUGCUCUACAGGAAAGGCUGUGUGUCCCAGAUUUAGGAAAUGCGUAAACACCUUUGGAAGCUACAUUUGCAAGUGCUAUCCAGGAUAUGACUUAAUCCAUGCCCAUGGGAAAUAUCAGUGUUUUGAUAUUGAUGAGUGUUACACUGGGGAGUAUCAAUGCAGUAAUUAUGCAAGAUGCUACAAUACACCGGGAUCCUACAAGUGCAAAUGCAAUGAAGGCUAUCGGGGAAAUGGAGCUGACUGCACAUCAAUCCCCCGAGUGAUGGUUGAUCCACUUGGCCCACAUAAUUUUCUACCAGGUAAAGAUAAUAUGAGAAACAUACUUAAAGGAAAUGGCAGCACAUUAAGUGGUAGUGAAGGAAGCAGCAACAGGAUCCCAGACUUUGGCUCCAGAAAUCCUAAGUGGCCUCCCUCACCCUCUAUUACAGCAAAUCCGCAUCCAAAGACACCCAAGACCACAACCAGACCACCUGUAACACGGCCAACAUGGAGUCCUGUAACUAGGCCAGCACCAAAACCAGUAACCAGGCCUCCACAGCCAGUGACCAGGCCUCCACAGCCAAAGACCAGGCCUACACAGCCAGUGACCAGGCCCCCACAACCAGUCACAAGGCCACCUCAACCAGUCACAAGGCCACCUCAACCAGUCACAAGGCCACCUCAACCAGUCACAAGGCCACCUCAGCCAGUGACAAGACCACCUCAGCCAGUGACAAGACCACCACCAACAAAGCCACCGACAACCAAAUCACCCACAGUUGUUACCAGAAUACCAGAUAGUAACAGGAUUGAUGACCAAGGAAAACAAAGAGGAGAUGUGUUCAUUCCACAUCAUGAAAAUAAGAUAUUUUUCAACUUUGAUGUUGAGAGGGGGCUGAGUGCUGAUGAAUAUGAAGAAAAUGAUGAUCCAGGAGUUUUGGUCCAUAGCUGUAACUUUGACAAUGGCUUAUGUGGCUGGAUUAGAGACAGAGAAAAUGAUUUGCAUUGGGAACUGGUCAAAGAUGACUCAGGGGGAAAAUAUUUAACAGUCAUGGAACCCAAGGCAUCCUCCGGGAAGGUAGCGCGACUGGUCCUUCCACUUGGACAUCUUUCCUAUUCUGGAGACCUCUGCUUGUCAUUUAGACAUUUAGUGUCAGGAGAGAGUUCUGGUAAACUUCAAGUCUUUGUAAGAAGAUUAGGCGUUCAUGGUCCUGCUGUGUGGGGAAGAAAUGGAAGUAGCCAUGGAUGGGGUGAAACGCACAUAACUUUGCCGGGGGCAGGUGUCAGAAAUAUUGUCUUUAAGGCAGAAAGAGGGAAACAUCGAUCAGGAAGUGUUGGUCUUGAUGAUGUCAGUAUAAAGAGAGGGCGCUGUGCUAAAGCUUAAAACUGGUCAAAGUUUUUGCUGCAAUGUGUGACAACCCACCUUGCGAGUAUGGCAGGAAAACCUGAUGUGGGGCUGCAAGACAUAUUCACAAAAAAGUGAAGGCCUGCAUUCUCGCAACAUAUAAGAUGACAACGAGCACAAGAACUUUCUUCCAGACAAUGUUUGUUGCUUCCUAAAACUCUUUUCACACUACCAAAGAACUUGACCUGAGGAAAUGACUUGAAGAAAAUCAAAAAGAACAUGUCUAGUCUGGUGCAGAGCUAAUUCUUGAAAUAUGUGUGCUCGAGCUUCUGAGAAUUGAGAAAACUCUGAUGUUAAAUGACUUUUGCCAAGUCAAACUCUACUAAUAGUGGAGCUGAAAGCUUUGUAAAUGCAGAUUGUGUACCUAUGUAUUUAUCGGAAGAUUUUAACUCCACAACUUUUUAUAAUGGGUAUAGCAUUUUAUUUAAUUAUGUUGAAUAGCUCUUAAAGUCAAACACUUAGUCACGUCCCCGAGUUUUUUUUUUAUAAAGAACAUAUAAAUGGUGCUUGUUAGUAGAUUUUAUUGGCCACAGAAAAGUUUCUUUGAAGUUUUUAUGAAAAGUAAAUAUAUUAGUGUUGCUCUUUUAGCAUGAUAUAUAUGUACAUUCUUACGUAUGAAAACGGUUUCAUUGAUAUUUUUGUAUCAUGUUUAAUAAUGGGUCAAUGUUGUAUUUUUUUAUUAUUACUUUCACAUUAGAAACUGGUUUUCCAUGCAAGACCAUUAAUAUACAGAUGUAGCAGGCAUUAAAGUAACUCCUGUUAAAGUAAUGCUGGCUUCGUAUAACAAUGUGCAAAGCUUGUUACACUGUUGGUUUAACCGAGUUAAUGCUUUAACCCACUGAUGUUGGCGCUUGUAGAUCUAUAUGGAGAUUAACUACUUAUGUCAUUGAAGAGACAGCGGCCUUAAUUUACUGUGACUCUAAAACUUGGUGGGAAUGCACCCGAAAAACUGAAAAUACCGGAUAUAUACAUCAACGUUGUUCAAAAAUAUCUUUAUGACCACAAUUAAAACAGUAUUGACUACUUUUAUUAUUGGCCUAAUGUUUCCUGGAACUGUGUCUAGCCUAAGAACCAUUUUUACUCUUUACUAACACGUAAAUGUAGAUUUAUUGCUCGACAUUGCAGGACCUUUUUUUUGCAGCAAACGUGUCUAAAGGUAUUCCAUUCCGAGAUAACACUGAUUUAUUUUGCCAAUUUAGAUUUUAUAUUCAGGUAAGUCAUAUAUAAAUGAAUGGUUUGGGAAAUCAAAUUUUAUAUACUUUUUUUUUUUAGAGUAUACUCAGUAGAGUUGCCUCCCCAAAUACCGACUUUCAUCUAUUAGCCGGAGCAGAGAGAGGUUACAAAGAUCAUCUCUCAUUCUGUAGGACAAGCUGUGUCCACGGCUUAACUUAAAAUUCCAUUGAUUUGACUGUGAGAACAGUGCAAUGGCGCUGCAGGGGAAUUGAACUCUUACUGUUGGAUUCUCCUGAGAAACCCUGUGAUCAUUUUAUCGUCAAGAGACUCUUGUAACAAAAAAAAA
Molecule: messenger RNA, 3789 nt
Organism: Bufo bufo (common toad)
Lineage: Eukaryota; Metazoa; Chordata; Amphibia; Anura; Bufonidae
Gene: NPNT
Product: nephronectin
Exons: 14
Coding region: 228-2249 (673 amino acids)
Cellular component (GO): membrane
Molecular function (GO): calcium ion binding
Source: RefSeq, a predicted model, not a curated record